Messenger RNA from Paramecium pentaurelia, 1696 nucleotides. The record is from the annotation of a GenBank genome assembly. NCBI's taxonomy places the organism in Eukaryota, Ciliophora, Oligohymenophorea, Peniculida, Parameciidae.
AUGGGAAAUUGUAUUUUUAAAUUUUAAGUUAACACCCAAGGUAAUGAAAUAAAAUAAAUUUAGCUUAGAAUAGUAUUUAAUAAGGUAAUGAAAUUAUUGAUUAAGCAAUCAAUGCAGAUGAUGAAGAAUAAAAAACCUCUAUUUAAGCAAAAAUAAUUUUUAAAUAAACUAGUGGUGUCAAUUUGGAAAGCAUUGAUAGUUAAACACCAAAUGUUUUUAGUUCUUAAAGUUCAAAUAUUAAGACCAAAUAUCAAAAAGACUUAUCACUUUCACCAGAUUUGUUUAUUAGAAAAUAAAAAGAAGGGGAGAAAUUUUUAUAGCAUUAUGAAAUAAUAAAGAAAUUAGGUUAAGGAGGAUUUGGAGAAGUUUAUUAAGUAAGACAUUUAAAAACCAAUUUGAUCAGAGCAGUAAAGAUUAUUUCUAGAUAAUCAGUUGAAAAUGAAACAUUAUUAUUACAAGAAACAGAAAUACUAAAAAAUUUAGAUCAUCCUAAUAUUGUAAAGAUUCUUGAAGUUUUCAACGAUAGUCAACAUUUCUAUUUAAUUACUGAAAGUUUAGAUGGAGGAGAAUUGAUAGAUAGAGUUAGGAAAAUUAAAAAUUAUUCAGAAGAAAUAGCAAAAAUUUAUAUGAAACAAAUUUUGUCCGCUAUGAUAUAUUGUCAUGAGAGAAAAAUAGUCCAUAGAGAUCUUAAAGUAUUAUAAUUUUGAUUAUUUACAAGCCAGAAAACAUUUUAUUUGAUACUUUAGAUAUCAAUUCCAAUUUAAAAGUUAUUGACUUUGGAGCAAGCGAAAAGAUGAUAUCUAGAAAACUGACUACAAAAAUUGGUACUCCUUAUUUUAUAGCUCCUGAAAUAUUAAGAUCUAAUGGAUAUAAUGAAAAAGUUGAUGUAUGGUCUUGUGGAGUGAUACUUUAUAUAUUAUUGAUUGGAAAGGCUCCAUUUAGAGGAAAAAAUUAAUAUGAAACAUUACAACUUGUUUAAUAAGCUUAAAUUGAUUUUAAUGGUACUAUCUGAAUUAAGUAUUAAAAAGCAAAGAUAUGGUAAAAAAUAAGUCCAGAUGCAAUAGAUUUGAUAAAGUUAAUGAUAAAUAAAGAUCCAGUUUAAAGAGUAUCAAUGAAGGAGGCAAUGAGUCAUAAUUGGAUUUAAAAUUAAUCUGAAAUAAGUUUACCUUUUGAUUAAGCAUUUUUUAGAAAUAUUACUUAAUUUAAAGGGUAUAAUAAUUUAAGAGUGGCUAUAUACCAAUUUAUUACAGUUUAAACACUUAAAAAAGAAGAAUGUGAAAAAUGUUUAGAAGCUUUUAAAAAACUUGAUAAAAAUGGAGAUGGUGUUUUAUGUGAGGAUGAAAUAUUAUAAGGAAUGCUCAUGGUUAAUAUAAAUUAAAUUUAAUCCUAAAUUAUGAUCAAAGAAAUUAUGAAUCAAAUAGAUACAAAUGAAUCUGGUAAAAUAGAUUUUACUGAAUUUAUUACUGCCUCAGUUUUAUUAGAGAAAUAAAUAUUGAAAGAAAGUUUAAGAGCAGCAUUUAGGCUAUUUGAUUUAGAUGGUAAUGGUACAAUUUCAAGAUCAGAAAUAGAGGAAAUAUUUGGAGGAAUUUAAAUUGAUAAUAAUGCUUGGUAAGAAAUCUUAACAUCAUGUGAUCAUAAUAAAGAUGGUUUAAUUGAGGAGAUCGAAUUUAUAGCUUUAUUAGAAAAUCUUUCAUGA